Messenger RNA from Manis pentadactyla (Chinese pangolin), 1575 nucleotides. RefSeq names its product CWC15 spliceosome associated protein homolog (gene CWC15). The transcript is spliced from 7 exons. Gene Ontology annotation, molecular function: RNA binding. Gene Ontology annotation, biological process: mRNA cis splicing, via spliceosome. The coding region runs from base 114 to 809 and encodes 231 amino acids. Lineage: Eukaryota; Metazoa; Chordata; Mammalia; Pholidota; Manidae. Gene Ontology annotation, cellular component: catalytic step 2 spliceosome. The record is from RefSeq and is a predicted model, not a curated record.
GGUUGCUUCCGGGUCUUGGGCUUUGGCGCAAGGGUUUCUGGGAGUCGCGAGUGGUCAUGGUGUCUGUGUGAGCUGCGGAGGUCGCUGCGUGGGACCUCGGCCAACUGUAAAAGAUGACGACAGCAGCUAGGCCAACUUUUGAACCUGCAAGAGGCGGAAGAGGAAAAGGAGAAGGUGAUUUGAGCCAACUCUCAAAGCAGUAUUCAAGUAGAGACCUGCCUUCUCAUACAAAGAUCAAAUACAGACAGACCACUCAGGAUGCCCCUGAAGAAGUUCGGAACCGUGACUUCAGGAGGGAGCUCGAGGAGAGAGAGAGAGCUGCUGCAAGAGAAAAAAAUAGGGAUCGUCCAACUCGAGAGCAUACAACCUCCUCUUCAGUGUCCAAGAAGCCUCGGUUAGACCAGAUCCCUGCCGCCAACCUUGAUGCGGAUGACCCUCUAACAGACGAAGAAGAUGAAGAUGAAGAUUUUGAAGAGGAGAGUGAUGAUGAUGAUACUGCAGCUCUACUUGCAGAACUGGAAAAAAUUAAAAAAGAAAGAGCUGAAGAGCAGGCCAGGAAGGAACAAGAACAGAAAGCUGAAGAAGAAAGAAUUCGUAUGGAAAACAUUCUGAGUGGAAACCCUCUCCUUAACCUUACAGGCCCAUCCCAGCCUCAGGCCAAUUUCAAAGUUAAAAGAAGGUGGGAUGAUGAUGUUGUUUUCAAGAACUGUGCAAAAGGUGUAGAUGAUCAGAAGAAAGACAAAAGAUUUGUAAAUGAUACACUGCGAUCAGAAUUUCACAAAAAGUUCAUGGAGAAAUAUAUUAAAUAGUACAGUUUUAUGUGCUUAACUAGAGACUGUAGAAUGUACUCGAUCAUUCUGACUUUAUUUUGGUGGUGUUUUUUUUUCUUUUUCUCUUUUCCCCCAUCUAAGUUUUGUAUAGGCUUUCCUAAUUUUAAGCUCCAAAAUACCUUUUCCUUUAUUGAUACCUUAUUUGAUAAGGACUUGGGAAUUGGUUUAACCCAGUUUCUGGUCUCUGAAUUUUUUCAUUCAUGUUUUCUUUUUAAUACAGGAAAGGGAAUCUGCCUGGAAUAAAUAUUUUUAAUAAUCUAAAUAACCGUAUCUGUCCCCAGCUUUUUUGUUGAAAUGUAUGCUGCUUAUGACACAUUGCCCAUUUUCUUUGUGUAUUAUAUUUCCUUGUGCAUUACCUUCUCUCCCUAUUUCUCUGACAUUGGCUUAAGGUUAGUUAAUUUGUGAUAUCUUCUCCAGGUUUUCUAAGAUUAUGAUGAACGAUGGAAGGGAUCCCAUUUUGAAUCACAUGUUGGUAUGGAAAUGUCAUCAACCACCAAGCUGCUUCAGUGGGUGCCCAAGGAUGGGAUGGGUACGUCACUUGUGCAGGCGUUUCUUUCUUUUCUGUUGGCGCAAGACAGGCGCUCCUUAAGCAUGCCUACGAAGCAUGUGAUACUUGUAUUCUGAAUACUCAGCUGCCAUGUUUCUCUUGAAUGAAGUAGAGUUCACACAUUGAUAAGCUUUAGCUACAAAGGCUAGGAAAGAUUAAUAUCCAAUGAUACAUGUAAUAAAACCUUUGGAAAUAGGA